GCUUCUAAUUCCUUCCUUCUCUGCCAAUUCCGGAAGGGAACCCUUUCAAAAUUUCUUCCAAGUUGUAGCGUAGGACCAAUUUUAUCAACACAAUCCGGAAUGGUCAACAUGGCGGCGGCCGUAAGAUGCCUCGGUAGAGUCUUGAUACAUCAAAGGCAUAACCUUUCCAAGAUGACUUAUCAGACACCUCUUUAUCCUUGUUCUGCAUGCAUUCAGGUGCCCAACAGACAUUUUGCUGUUGCUAGGAAGCCUGAAAAGAAAACAAGAAAAGGUACCAAAGAAAAAGCAUCAGAUGAAAAAAAAAAUGAGAUAGAAAAAAUAAAGUCAUACCCCUUUAUGGAAGGUGAACCUGAGGAUGACGUCUACCUAAAGCGCUUAUAUCCAAGGCAGAUAUACGAAGUGGAGAAAGCUAUUCAUUUGCUUAAAAAAUUUCAAAUUCUGGACUUUACGAAUCCAGCACAAGGUGUCUAUCUUGAUUUGACACUGGAUAUGGAACUGGGGAAAAAGAAAAAAGUGGAGCCAUUUGCCAGUGUUAUUAGGUUGCCAUACCCAUUUGCUUCAGAAGUCAAUAAAGUUGCUGUAUUUACAGGGAGUGCACCAGAGAUUAAAAUAGCAGAAGAAAAUGGAGCUGCGUUUGCAGGAGGAGCUGAUCUCAUUCAGAAGAUUUUGGAUGAUGAAAUUCAAUCAGACUUUUAUGUAGCUGUUCCAGAAAUAAUGCCUGAGCUUAAUCCUUUAAGGAAGAAACUGAAGAAAAGAUUUCCAAAGCUUACUCGAAAUUCCAUUGGCCGGGACAUCCCCAAAAUGCUUGAGUUAUUUAAAACUGGACAUGAAAUUAAGGUAGAUGAAGAAAGGGAGAACUUUCUCAAGACCAAAAUAGCAACACUGAAUAUGUCAAGUGAUGAGAUAGCUGCCAAUCUGCAAGCCGUUAUCAAUGAAGUGUGUCGGCACAGACCCCUGGAUUUGGGACCCUUUGUGGUACGAGCUUUCCUUCGUAGUUCAACAAGUGAAGGUUUAUUACUAAAGGUCGAGCCAUUGUUGCCUAAAGCAGUAGAAACCAAAGAAAGUAACAAAGAAGCUGCCUGAAACUGUUAUAUUGUGAAGUUUUGUUUUAAGUGGAUUAAGAAGCAACAGAAAAUUAUAAAACUAUAUAGUAUCUACAUUUGGAAUCUUGUUAUUUCUUGAUCAUCAUACUUGAAAGUGGAUUUUAACACUGGACAAUAUUACAACACAUUCAAAAAUAAUAAAAUAAAAAUUUCUCUGUGUCUGAACCUGCCUUUCAGGUCCUAUUAAAUCUUCUUUCUUAGAAUUCAGAUUUUACAUGCUGAUAAUUAUAGCAACAGUUUCUAGCUUAAUAACUUUCCCUUGAGAACUACACCAUCUGAGGGAAAAGUAACAUCCUCAGUUCCCCUAAGAGAGAGAAUGGCAGAGUUGUAAACUAUAUCAUAAAUAUGACUGUUUUCUAAAGAAAAAAUAUGGAAAAUGUUGGAAAGCAUUCAUUCUAAAAAAUUCUGAAUGCUAUUUUGAUAACAUUAUUGAAAGUGACUAAGCCUCUUUUUCAUCUUAGGAAUCAAUGUAUAAUAUUUAUAUUUUUAUAAUAACAAUAAUGCAUAUUUUUAUGGUGUUUUUGCAAUAUGCAAAGCAUGUGUAGAGUAUUUUCAUAUACUUAGCCUCAUUGCAUCCUGAAUUCUUCUGCUCAAUAGGAAUAGGUUUGGUUAGUGUUUAUUGAAUGAACAUCCCAUGAGAUGGAUGAACAACUUCCUUUAUGGAUGAAGAAUCAGGCCAAGAAGUUAAAUAUCUUUUAUCAAGUGCCUGUUUGCAAACUGGUAUUGGUCCUUAACUGUGUGACAAAACAAGAAAUAAAAAAGGUUCAAUAAUUAUGGCAUGCAGAUGCCAACUGUUCUUUCUUGGAAAUGAUUUCUUACUCUGAGACUAUCUUUCACUCUUUGUAGGAAUGUUCAAAGGCCUUUUAUGAAAUAAUAGUGCUGAUAAAUU
Messenger RNA from Pteronotus mesoamericanus, 1992 nucleotides. It is a transcript of the gene MRPL1, whose product is annotated as mitochondrial ribosomal protein L1. Gene Ontology annotation, biological process: translation. NCBI's taxonomy places the organism in Eukaryota, Metazoa, Chordata, Mammalia, Chiroptera, Mormoopidae. Gene Ontology annotation, molecular function: structural constituent of ribosome; RNA binding. Bases 100 to 1083 code for a protein of 327 amino acids. The record is from RefSeq and is a predicted model, not a curated record. Gene Ontology annotation, cellular component: mitochondrion; large ribosomal subunit. The transcript is spliced from 9 exons.